Molecule: messenger RNA, 2249 nt
Organism: Zychaea mexicana
Lineage: Eukaryota; Fungi; Mucoromycota; Mucoromycetes; Mucorales; Lichtheimiaceae
Exons: 3
Coding region: 140-1963 (607 amino acids)
Biological process (GO): positive regulation of transcription from RNA polymerase II promoter by galactose
Cellular component (GO): nucleus
Molecular function (GO): DNA-binding transcription factor activity, RNA polymerase II-specific; zinc ion binding; RNA polymerase II cis-regulatory region sequence-specific DNA binding
Source: RefSeq, a predicted model, not a curated record
UUUUGUUUCUUUUUAUUUACUAUUUACUACCUCAGAAUUUCCCAUCCUCAAACAUAUAAGACUUGUUUGACAAGCCAACUUUUUGUACUGCUUUCUCUUUUUCUCUCCUUCUUUCCUCCUCCCAUUCACCCAUCAGUCUAUGUCAUUUACCACAAUGGCCAACCGCGAAAAGAAACCUGUUGAAUACUAUUUCAUUGACAUGAACGACCCUGGACGAUACAAGAAGUUGAAGGUGUCUCAUGCAUGCGAUUUUUGUCGUCAGCGUAAAUCAAAAUGCGAUGUUGGUGUGCCAGGAUCAGGAGUAUGCUCCAACUGUCGCAAGGCAAAUGUUGUUUGUGUCUUCUCAGGCAAAGACUCUUCUGACGAGAAUCGGGACUACAGUCUGGACCUAUCCGUGGAACCAUCAUCAGCUCACCCACCAUCCCUUCAUUCUUCUCAUCCAGUACCCCCCGCUGUAUGCCUAGAACCGCAACAACAACAACAACAACAACAACACGAUCGAAUCCCACGGAUGAGCAAGAGCACAGCUUUGCUGUACUCUAUUUACGACCAAUUUCCCGCAUUCCAGUUGGCUUGCCCGGAUAGGGCUGAUCAGCUCUGUGCAGCUCCUGCGGUUGGUGGCAGUGAAUAUCGUGCAUCAAUCCCCAUUAUCAGCAAUACCGGCAGCAGCAUGCCGCUUCUCCGCCUUUCCCAAAAAGCUGAGCAUGCUUUAUAUCAGGCGUAUUCCAGAUACAUCCAUCCAUAUUUUCCUGUGCUGCACCAAACGCCAUCAUCGCUGUCAGUCUAUUCCGCACUGCUUGUCCUCAUGUGCUACAUUCGCCCGCCAGAGUUAUGUAACAGCUUGCCUUUAUCCGCUGAGGCGUACUUGCAUCAGGCGCAGGUACUCUGUUUGGACGAGUGCUCCCUCAGUGCGGUACAAACCCUACUUUUGCUGCACAAGCAUCAGGAAAUGACUACCACUUUGCCUUGCAUGGCCUAUUUGGAACGCGCCAGUACUAUAUUUGACAAGCUUGUACUUCCAGGCCCGCAAUAUCAUGAUCAGAAUCUUCAUCAUCGUCAGCAGCAGCAGCAGCUUUACACCAAUGAAGCAACCGCCAUCUGCAAGAUACGUUGGUUACUGUACGUUAGUAUGGCGCUGACGGGACACCUAGCACAUCAAAAUGCCACAUACAAGCGUUGGUUUGCGGUGCAUGAUGAGCGGCAAUUGGUUCACGACCUACCGUAUUUUGCUUCUUCAGCCACAGACGGCAACGAUCAUUCUACGGAAAACUUUGUGGAGCUCAUCAAGCUGGCAAAACUAUACACCCAGGUUACACAGCAACCAUCACGGACGCCCUUUACAUUUUAUACUGAUUCCCUUGCCGUGGACGAUAAGUUCCAACAAGAAUUGGUGAAGUGGAAGUUAAGCCUACCACGCCACUUGUACACUGGGACGGCAACGAUGAAGACGAUAGCGACGGCAGCAGUAGGAGCAGAAAGUAGCUCUAUGGACUAUAAUGCCUUUUACUCGACAUGCCUGCUCUUCCUCAGUGACACCUUAUCACUAUCACUUUCUGCCAACGAGUCUUCACCAGCAGAAGAACGAUCAUCAUCGCUAUCCGAGUCUUUGGCAACAGCUGCUAGGAUACAGCAGUGCGCUCAUACCUUGGCAACAACAGGUUCAUUCAUGGUUGUCAGCCAACCGAUUAUGCUACUUGCAUUGAAGCUGGCAUUAAACGAACUCAUGUGCGCCUACACAACUUGGAUUGCGUUCGAGCAGCAUCAGAACAGCAUUGUCCACUGGGUCUGCGACUGGUUCGCACAAACAAUCUAUCUCUGCAAUAAGCUCAAAAUGGACACUGCCUUUCCAGCUAGCUUGCAAAAGCUCCAUGAUUCAAUGCUUAGCGGAACCCCGAUGUAUCAUAUCUACCAUGAAGAUGGAGAUGACGAAGAAGAUCAAGAUGAGGAGCAACUAUUAUCAUAAGCUCGAUAGCAGUACUAGUAGCACCAGCGGUAGUAGCUUCUCACCAAUCGACCAUUCUAGUUUUGGUAGCAGUGGCAGCAGUGAUUUCCCGAUCACACCUACAGUAUUUACAGACCAGGCUCCGGAUUAUUUUCAAGACACUGUCUAUAUGCAUCCACCAGCAUCACCAUCACCGUCCCUGUCAAGUGAUAAUUGUCUGGACCUAGCCGCUGAAAGUCACCAAGUCUUUGCUGCAUAUCAUCAUCCACCAGUGUACGACACUACUUAUCAACCGCAACAUAUCAAC